UUUCUGUCGCUCUCAGAUUAGUCUUGUCUGUGCCACCAUCAUAGACCAGUUACUGACGGCUCUCUGCUCAGAGUAUUACGGCAGUCUUAAUUCAGCUUACAAACUACACUGGACUAAAAGACAGUGGGUCUUUAAGUGACCCCAGAUUCAAGACUAAUCUCCUGCCUUCUCUGGGAUAUUCUUUUCAGGACAUUGGAGCAAGUAUCUAAAUCUAAACUGGAUCUAUAGCCUCGGGACAGGACCUUAAAUUUCUGGAUGCUCAGUACUUGGGUCCAUUAACGAUUGUCCUGGUGAAUGACUGUGUAACUCUGACUGGGGUUGUAUCCUUCAGGGCGUGUGUGUUUUGGGUAGACAGGUACAGAAGCUGCAGUACUGGACUCCUGCAGUGAUUCCAGGUUAUCUUCACAAUAGCUGACUAAAUUUUGACUGCAAACAUGGCCUCAUUAAGAAGUUUGAUCCUUGCAAUGCUGCUUGCACUACUCUGCUCCUUCCACACCCCACUGGCCCCCACUGCAAAGGCCCAAGAUCUGCCAUUCCACUCUGAGGAGGGUCUAAAGGCUGAUGAUGACGACGAUGACGACGACGAUGAUGAUGACGACGAUGACGACGACGAUGAUGAUGACGACGAUGACGACGACGAUGAUGACGACGAUGAUGACGACGAUGAUGAUGACAAUGAUGACGACGAUGAUGACGACGAUGAUGACGACGAUGAUGAUGAUGAUGAUGAGGAGGAUGAUGACGACGACGAUGACGAUGAUGACGAUGAUGACGAUGAUGACGACGAUGACGAUGAUGACGACGAUGACGAUGAUGACGACGAAGAUGAUGAUGACGACAAUGACGAUGACGACGAUGACGACGAAGAUGAUGACGAUGAUGAUGACGACGAUGAUGACGAUGACGAUGAAGAUGAUGAUGACGACGAUGACGAUGAUGACGACGAUGACGACGAAGAUGAUGAUGACGAUGAUGAUGACGAUGAUGACGACGAUGAUGAUGAUAGUCAUGAAGAUGAUGAUGAGCAUGCUUAUCACAAAGGGUCUCUGUGCUCAUAUUGUGAAUUCUGCCAGCACUGUGACAGCUGUGAUAAAUGUCCCUGUGAAGAAGAAGACAAGUCUGAACACUGUGAUGACUGCAAGAUGUGCACUUACUGCAACAUAUGUCCUCUUUGUGAAACUGUUUGCAAACCUGGAGGACUCGUUGAUGAAGUAACUGGAUCAAUCUACAAGACUGUAGCGGACGUCUUUGAUGAUGAUAACUGAGGCCAACCAUAUGUUGCCACCAUGUGGCCCAACUAAAACAUUUCACCUUCAUUUUCUUUUUUUGAGUACCCCAUACAUUUGAUUAAUAAUGACUGAACAAAACUGAAAAAUAAGCAAUAUAUGUGUUUACUGUUGUUACUUGACAAUCCGUACUUUUAAAAUGUUACUUUUAAUUUGCUCUGAAUUAUAUCUAAUAAAAAACUAAAAGAUAUGCUUAGUGAUCAAUGUAUUGGAUAUAAAAUGCUGAAAAGUGAGAAUACGGUUUUUUGCAUAUCUAACCCAGCUGCCCAGUAAACGGAUGAAGUGGGGGAAGUUGUUGAGAAAGCUCUUACCCACCUAGCCUAUGAAUUCAUAUUUUGUCAAAUUACAUUAACAAAUUUGAAUCUAUUUAAUUGGAAUUUUACAUGAUGGACCAACACUAAGAGUCAAACAAUAUUGAAAUGGAAGGAAAGGUAUGGUUUUCAAAACUUUGUACAAAUUAUAAUAAUACAUUUUCACUAAAGUUUGAGACAGUAUGUGAUACACUGUUCUGUCAAAAUAAAUGAUAUUAUCCAGCAUAUUGUACUUUUAGCUAACGAUUUUAAUCUUUACCGUGACAUUUCUGGUCUAAACCUUUCACGUCCCAAAAUCUGGAGUAUAACUGAAACCUUGUUCAGAUCCCCAAAACACUAAUGCAUCUAAGAAAAACAAAAAAACCUUGUACACAUGUGUAUAUAUCCUUUUUUGUAAAGGGAGCUGCUUCAAUAAUUUCUGCAACUUAAGCUUGACCCUCAAAUUCACCAUUACCCGAUUGCAGUUUGUACUUCACCUUAUUAGAUUAUUAGAUAAACCAGAAAUUGCGCAGGCAAAGGAAUAAACAUGUUUAGACUGUACUACAUGUUUAAGCUGCGUGUUUAAACAUGAAGUUUACAUUAACUUAUUAUACAGGUUUUGUAUUUGCCAUGUCAAUUUGUGAAACAAUAUACAUUUUGGUUUGUGAACAUUGCCUGAAGGACCCAGAGUAACCCAAGGAUAGAGAAUCAUUCUAAAUAAAUUCACUUUUUAUUACUACA
Poeciliopsis prolifica (blackstripe livebearer) is the source of this 2317-nucleotide messenger RNA. Its product is annotated as protein PFC0760c. Gene Ontology annotation, molecular function: calcium ion binding. Lineage: Eukaryota; Metazoa; Chordata; Actinopteri; Cyprinodontiformes; Poeciliidae. The coding region runs from base 435 to 1265 and encodes 276 amino acids. The transcript has 6 exons. The record is from RefSeq and is a predicted model, not a curated record.